This is a messenger RNA of Cylicocyclus nassatus, 543 nucleotides long. The record is from the annotation of a GenBank genome assembly. Lineage: Eukaryota; Metazoa; Nematoda; Chromadorea; Rhabditida; Strongylidae.
AUGGAAAAAGAAAUGGCUGCUAUUAAACAGCAAAUAGCGCAAGCUAAUGCUGCGAAAGCACAAUCAGAACAACAAAACAAUGUUGCUGCUGGUUAUCCUGCUAAUGUUCGUGCAUUUAUUUCCGAAGCCAUUAGCAAAAGGAUAUUCUCUUUGAGCAAAUCCAACGUGUGUUGGGCUUCUCGUGGAAUUAAUCCUCAAGAACAAGCUUAUGCUAAAUAUGAAUCUGAAUUCAUAGAAAAAAUGACUAGUUUCGGAAACAAAUGGGGCUUAACUGAAAACGAACUUGUUCUAUUCGGUAAUAAAGCUCUAAAGGACUUUGGCAUUAACGUUGCGAACGUUCCUGCAUCUGCCCUCGAAAGAGUAUUCAGUGCAGUGUAUCCAGAAGCAAUACGCCAUACGUCUCAGCAGAAUGAGACAAAGCACCUGCUUCUCAAAUCUAUGGAGCGUACAGGAGUUCCUGAAAAUCCAAACGCUAACCAAGAAAAAAUGGCUGAGAAGCGAUGGCAGAAAAACUUCAUCAACUCACAUUAUCCUCGUAGAUAA